Messenger RNA from Sinocyclocheilus anshuiensis, 2748 nucleotides. Its product is annotated as zinc metalloproteinase-disintegrin-like batroxstatin-1. Gene Ontology annotation, cellular component: plasma membrane. Lineage: Eukaryota; Metazoa; Chordata; Actinopteri; Cypriniformes; Cyprinidae. The transcript is spliced from 22 exons. The coding region runs from base 75 to 2372 and encodes 765 amino acids. Gene Ontology annotation, biological process: proteolysis. The record is from RefSeq and is a predicted model, not a curated record. Gene Ontology annotation, molecular function: metalloendopeptidase activity.
CCUACAAAACACUUCAACUGAACUAUAAAACUUUGCUUAACCAAACGAUCCUGUUUCAGUUCUGUACACUGACAAUGGCCAGAAGACAUCUGAUGUUGUGGAUAUUUGCUCUGAGUGUUUCACUCGGUCCCACAGUCAGUCACAUUCCUGAACUAGAUGGAAAAAAGGUGUAUGAGAUUGUUCAACCAAUCAGAUUGCAUGCACUACAAAAAAGAGACUUAAAUUCAAGACCUGACACAGUGAAAUACGCUAUGACACUGGGAGGUAGAGACAUUGAAAUGCACCUCCAGAAAAAUGAUGGCCUACUGACGAAAGACUAUAGCGAAACUUAUUACACUGAAGAUGGGAUGCUUGUCACAACCACACCUGAGGAUCUGGACUUAUGCUAUUAUCAUGGGAAAAUAGUCAAUGACAGCAAGUCAUUGGUUAGCAUGAGCACCUGUGAUGGAUUACGAGGCUAUUUCCAAACAGAGGAGCAGAGGUUUCUGAUCGAGCCGUUGUCCGAGGAUGGUGAUGGUGACCAUGCUGUCUUUAAGAACGAAGAUGUAAAUGAAGAGAUGGCUAGAGUGUGUGGAGUCACCAACACUACUUGGGACGAGAGUGAGGAAGGCGCUCCUCCACGCAUUCUCAAAAGUCGUUCUCGUUCCUCAGGGCCAACUUUGUUCCAGCAACAAAAAUACAUCGAGCUCUUCCUUGUGGCAGACAACAGCGAAUACAAGAAAAUGGACAGCGAUCUUCAGAAGUUGAGAAAGAGGAUAUUUGAGAUCAUCAAUUACAUUAAUAAUGUAUAUAAAGAAAUCAACACAUUCAUUGCUCUGACUGGAUUUGAAGUCUGGACAGAUAAUGAUAAGAUAACAGUUUCUCCUGUUGCUGGAGCUACCUUGGACAGCUUUACCCAGUGGAGGAACAACGAUCUCAUCAAAAGACAGCAGCACGACAACGCCCACCUCCUUAGUGCAAUCAACCUUGAUGGAGCAACUGUGGGUCUAGCUUACAUUGGAACUCUGUGUGGAGGUCUUUCAACAGGGAUUGUGCAGGAUCACAACUCUAAGGCUAUAGCAGUGGGGGCUACUAUGGCCCAUGAGAUGGGGCACAAUCUGGGCAUGAGUCACGACAGCAGCAGCUGCGUUUGUUCUGAUGGCACAUGCAUUAUGACAGCUGCUCUCAGCUAUUUCAUCCCUCAACACUUCAGCAGCUGCAGUAGUAGUAGCUAUGUAGACUACCUGAACAGCAAAAACCCAGAAUGUCUUAUGAAUAUGCCCAAACCAAAAGAAUUGAUUCAGCCACCUGUAUGUGGAAAUGGAUUUGUGGAGAUAGGAGAACAAUGUGACUGUGGAACAGUGCAGGAGUGUACAAACCCAUGCUGCAAUGCCACCACCUGCAAACUGACAGAGGGUUCACAAUGUGCAACAGGGGAAUGUUGUGAGAAUUGUAAGAUCAGGUCAGCCGCACAUGUGUGUCGUCCAAAAAAUGAUGACUGUGAUUUGCCAGAGUCAUGCACUGGAAAAUCAGCCGAGUGUCCUGAAGACGUCUUUACAGUCAAUGGACUCCCUUGCAAGAAUGGAAAAGGCUAUUGCUACAAUGGCCAGUGCCCACAGAGAGAGGAGCAGUGCAUUAAAAUGUGGGGUCCAACUGCUGUGGUGGCUCGAGACUAUUGCUACAACCAGAACACAAGAGCGGAAUACUUCGCCUACUGCAAACGCAAUGGCAAUAAAUAUAUUGGAUGCCAAAGACAAGAUGUGAUGUGUGGAAAACUGUUCUGCGAAGAUGGCAAUGCAAAUCCCAAUUAUGGACGGCUAGUAAAAUUCAACAAUUGUAAAGCCACAUUCUACAGCGAUCCUGAAAAAGAUUAUGGUCAAGUCGACACAGGCACCAAAUGUGGGGAAGGACUGGUUUGUAACCAGAAUGAGUGUGUUGACCUAGAGACGGCUUACAAAGCAACAAACUGCUCCGCCAAGUGCAGAGGCCAUGCGGUUUGUGACCACAGAAAGGAGUGCAGAUGUGAAACUGGAUGGCUGCCUCCAGAUUGUGAAACACCAGCAGAAAGUGAAGGUUCUUCUAAAGCGGUGACAAUAGCCAUUGUCAUGGUUGUCUGCAUCCUGAUUGGGAUACUUCUAAUUGGACUGGCCGUCUUCUUUUACAAGCGCAGAAAGAGCACGCCACAUUCAUUCGGCCAUCCAAGGCAGCAGAAAGUUCAUGUAGUCGACAUCCCUGACUACAGCCACCAGUCGACACCAAAUCAGAAGCCGUCUCUGGUUAUAAGGCCUACAGCACCUCCUCCACCUCCACCCUCUUCAGUUCAAUCCAGAGUUCUGCAUAAUGACUACCUAAAUGCGCGACAGGCCCUUAGACCACCUCCUCCAAGGGUGUGAUGUCUAGCACCUGUCAAACCUCAAGAAGUGGAACCAGCACACUCCAGACCCUGCAGAUCGGAUGUGUUACGAGCCUGAGGCUUGCUAAACUCUUCAAGAGAAGACAAAUGUCUGUAAAAAUAAGCCACAUGCAUGAGACCAACACACCUAAAUGAAUUUUACAGCGUGUAAAAGAUUGUCCUUGACUGACAUGAUGAAUUUUAAGUCACGUUUUGUUUUUAACCGAAAGAGAUUUUUAAAUUUCACUUUAUUUAUUUGUACAGUCUGUUCCUGUAUAAUUGAGCCUGCCUUCUGUAUAGUACUGAUUUUAAGUCAGUAAAAAUAGCCGACUCACUUCCACAGAAAGUUCACAUUAGAGUUGACUUUCUAAAGUUUA